Molecule: messenger RNA, 1489 nt
Organism: Hyphopichia burtonii NRRL Y-1933
Lineage: Eukaryota; Fungi; Ascomycota; Pichiomycetes; Serinales; Debaryomycetaceae
Product: nucleotide-binding domain-containing protein
Exons: 1
Coding region: 16-1269 (417 amino acids)
Molecular function (GO): sarcosine oxidase activity; saccharopine oxidase activity; flavin adenine dinucleotide binding
Source: RefSeq, a predicted model, not a curated record
CUUUUCCAAGAUAAGAUGUCUCUUGGGUUUGAUACAAUUGUAAUUGGCUGCGGUGUCUUUGGUUUAUCUACGUGUAUAGAGUUGGCUGAAAGAGGAUACAAAGUUUUGGCCCUUGACAAGUAUCAACCUCCUUCACCUUUAUCUGCUGCAAAUGAUUUGAAUAAAAUCAUAAGAGUUGAAUACCCGGAUAAAUUAUCUGCCCGGUUAGCUGUUGAAGCAUUAGAACUAUGGAAACAACCGCCAUAUAAUGAAUGUUUUGUAAAGACAGGAAGGCUUACCCUUACCCCAGAUGAUCCCAAUUCGAAUAGAAAUAUCUAUGAAACUAAAAGUUCUCAAAAUUUAGAAGAGUUAGGAGUCAGACAAAGAAUCAAAAAGAUUAAAAGCCUGAAAGAAAUUGGUGAGUUGAUUCCAGAAUUUAAAAAUAAUACGCUACCUGAUACUUUGAACGCAACUUAUAAUUAUGACUGUGGUACUGGUUUAUCAGGUAAGUCAAUCAAAGUUGCAUUUUCAGAAGCUUCUAGGUUAGGGGUUGCAUUUGCCUUUGGAGACGACGGGGAGGUUAUCAAGGUUGAUUCUCAUCAGGUUACAGUGAAGUCAGGGAAAGUCUAUGAGGCGUCCAAAGUGAUUGUAUCUGCUGGUGCUUCAACGGUUUUCUUGGUUCCUUUGGAUUCUCAGAUCAAUGCCUGGGGUGGGUUUGUAGCUCACAUUAAGCUUACAGAGGAAGAAUACGAGAUUUACAAAGACAUUCCAAUAUUCUUCAGUGCAGAAUAUGGAUAUUUCUUCCCACCUGAUGCUGAAACUCAUAGAAUUAAAAUUGCCCUUACUACAUGUGAUGCAUUUGCAUUAAAGAGAAUUGAUAAUCAAGAUACCAAGGUGCCUAGAUUUCAAACUGAAUACCCGGAUACUGUACCAAAAGAUCACUACAAUGAUAUUAUGAAACUGAUUGAGUUGGUUCUACCCGACUUGGCGUACCAUAAACCUCAGGAUUUCAAAACUUGUUGGUGUGCUGAUACUUCAACCAGUAAGUUUUUAAUUGAUGAAUGUCCUUAUUUUGAAGAUGUUUAUGUUGCAUCUGGAGAUUCUGCGCAUGGAUUCAAAUUCUUGCCUAACAUUGGUAAAUAUAUAGUGGAUAAGAUUGAAGGUAAGCUUGAACCAGAAUUAGACGAGGUUUGGCGUUGGAAAGUCAAGCCCGAGUUUCGCCAAACAAUUACAAAUAGACAACCAAGACCCAACUUAAACUUAGCUGAAGUUGAGUUUUUCAAAGAUUGAUAAAAAUGGAUUUUACAUGUGUAUAUAGAGAUACGGAAAUAUAGACUUGUGAUAGAAUAUUGUAACAAAUCUGUAGCUAUAGGCAGGGGUAAUGACUGCAAAGAUCGAAUCACAUCGUAUGUAAACACUCAGUAGACUUUUGGUUCUGCAAAAAGUACAAAACUGCACCAAUGAUAUCUUGAUUCUCUUCAAAAGACUCGGGUGUAAUUCCGAAAUCUUU